Homalodisca vitripennis (glassy-winged sharpshooter) is the source of this 2797-nucleotide messenger RNA. Its product is annotated as aminopeptidase Ey-like. The coding region runs from base 845 to 2752 and encodes 635 amino acids. The transcript is spliced from 14 exons. Gene Ontology annotation, cellular component: cytoplasm. Gene Ontology annotation, biological process: peptide catabolic process; proteolysis. The record is from RefSeq and is a predicted model, not a curated record. Gene Ontology annotation, molecular function: peptide binding; zinc ion binding; metalloaminopeptidase activity. Lineage: Eukaryota; Metazoa; Arthropoda; Insecta; Hemiptera; Cicadellidae.
AUCCACGUUACUAUUGCAGCAGCAUCCGACAGUUCUCGGGAAUCGCUGGUCCGUUCCUUUCUGCGAUGAAACCACUAUCACAGGUUUUCGUCGUGUGUUUCACUUUUCAGAAUUUAAUUACAAUUUCUGUACAAAGAACAAUUGUUCCGGAACAUUACGCUUUGUGGGUGGUUCCGUUCUUACAUAACCUGACGUACCAGGGAAGAGUGUCCGUCAAUUUCACCGUUCCGGACUUCACCGACCAGAUAACAUUGAAUGCGGAGAAUUUGAACAUCAACAGUUUCGUUAUGAGGGGUCUGGCGCAGAGAGAUAUGCCACAACCCGAGUUCAGUACUGGACAGAACCUUACGCAUUGGUUUAUAUCGGCAAAACAGGCAUUGAGAGGCCGCUACAACUUGGAUAUUUCAUUCACUGGACGUAUCACUGACAUCAGAUUUGGGAAAGGAUUCUAUUACAAUACUUACAUAGAUGACGAAAGUGAGGCCGAGUAUGUGGCCACCACGUCAAGGGCACGGGACAACUACAGAACGUUUCCGUGCUUCGAUGAACCGGCAUUGAGAUCACCAUUCACCGUCCACAUCGCCAGAUUCCUCAAUCAGUCUUCACAGUCAAAAUAUGCCGUUAGCAUCCACCUCCCUGCCUGAGAGUUCUUUGGACGGGAGAGUAUGGGACACGUAUCAUGAUACCCCGUACUUGUCAACACAUGAGAUUCACUUGAGUGUACACUCUCUAUCCCGAGUGAAUUCUGCUCGCCACGGUUACUCAGUCCUAGUUUCGGGUGACAGUGCUCCGCAGGCUGCUGUGGCUGCUGCUCUACUUCCUACCACAGCAGGACUUGCUCCAGAUGUGGCUACUGGAUCUGCCUCCUCCCCUGCCUCUGCCUAAGAUGGACAUUUUGGUCUUGCCGGACAUUACUUCUGGAACGUCUCUCUCUCCCGGAAUUGUCACUUGCAGUGAGGACCACGUUCUGUUAAUGGAGGGGAUUUCCAACCCGAGCAGUGAACAGCUGGUGGUGCACACAGUAGCAAAUACUGUCUCUUAUCAAUGGUUCAGUCUACACAUGAUACCCGAGGGUUGGCUGAGAGACGGCGUAGCUACUUACCUACAAUAUAAGCUUGCAUCUCAGUUGAAGCCUUCUUGGCGUUUCGAUGAGUUGUUCACUUUGGACAUCUUACAUGAAAUAUUCGUUGAAGAAUUGGAUGUGCCAAACUCAGUUGAAAAUGUAUCACCGUUGCUCUACAAAAAAGUUGCCGUGACUCUCAGAAUGGUAGAGAGCUUUGCAACAGAAGAUGUGGUAAGAAGAAGUUUGCGGCGAUUCAUCGAUAGAAGAGGUUUCUUGAACGCCGACCAACUUUUCAAUAUUCUCAGCAACCAUUCAGCAGAUCUGUUCACUUCCAACCUAUUAAAGCCAGGUUUCUUUCGAGCUUGGAUCUUCCAGCCUGGCUAUCCCGUACUUACUGUCAAUGCCACAAAUUCUUCCCUGUCCGUCAGUCAGAGAGAUGUUCUGCAAAACGGCACUCUAUGGCCUUUGUUGCUGACAUUCACCACCCGAGCCCUGGCCAAGAAUAGAAAUGUGUACCAAUAUUGGCUUCUCCCCACUGAUACCGAACUUAUCCUGCCUUUCAACGUCUCCGAUGGAUGGGUACUCUUCAAUAUCAAUCAGACAAGCAGAUACAGAGUGAACUACAACACCAGAAACUGGGAGCUGUUGACGGAUCAGCUGAUUAGAAACUAUUCACUGAUACCAGCUCUAUCUAGGAGCCAGUUGAUAGAUGAUGUAUUUCAACUGGCACGGGCCGAGAUGGUGAACUUUACAAUAGCCUUUGCUCUCACUCGCUACCUGAAACAUGAGCGGGAUUAUCUCUCCUGGCUGACUGCGUCUAAGAACUUUGAUCAACUUAUACAACUUUUCUAUGGCACUCCAUUAGCUUCUGAUUUAGAGAAACACGUGAUAUCGCUCUAUUGGCCAUACUACAAUGCGACACAUCGCAUGUUCUCUGUGUCCGAGUCACAUAUGGCUCGCCUCACGCGUCAGGACGUGUUGUACUGGGCAUGCCACUGGCAACUGGAAUCCUGCAUCAACUUCACUUCCAUUCUGUUCAAACAGUGGCAGAGUGUGUCUCUAGGAUUUCCUGCAGAGUACAAACCAGCUGCACUGUGUGCAGGAGUCAGGCAGUUUCCGCAAGUGUUCUAUAAUGUGUUCGACUCAUUCACACAAUCACUUGUGAAAUCUGACAGAAGUGUCUUCCUCUCGGCUUUGGCUUGCACUAGAAACUCCUCCCAUCUUCAUUAUCUCAUGAAAACAGUGUUUAUAGACAAGAAUCAGAUGAUGAUUGGGCACUACGAAAAAUUACAUCUGGUGAAGCAGAUAUUAGCAAGACCUGAGAAUGUUAAGCCUGUUGUUCUCUUUUUGGUGCAGAAUUAUGACACGGCUCUAUCCAUGCUUGGGAAUGACAUCAUGAAAACAAUCUGGUUCAGUAUCGGCCAAAGUACACGUCUUGCUUCUGACUUACAAUUGCUACAGACCAUAGCUCAGAAUGUGUCCCUCACCUCUAGUCUGCAAGAAGCUAUUAACUCCACCAUUGCCACGGCAGAGAGUGCCAGGCGACAGGCCCAGAGGUUGGCACCCCUGGUAGCAGCAGCUCUGCAUCUCAUCUCUCCCCCCUCCACUUCCUCCCGCUCUGCCCUAAUGCCACAGUUCUCCGGCACAUUGACACUGUUAUCUUUACUGUUCAUUAAAUUUACAUUUUAAAUAAGCAGUUGCAUUAACUAAAGAAGUUAACUGUUGGUUCUUUGA